Molecule: messenger RNA, 1322 nt
Organism: Dryobates pubescens (Downy woodpecker)
Lineage: Eukaryota; Metazoa; Chordata; Aves; Piciformes; Picidae
Gene: MASP2
Product: MBL associated serine protease 2
Molecular function (GO): calcium ion binding; serine-type endopeptidase activity
Source: RefSeq, a predicted model, not a curated record
UGCAAAUACAUCAGAAGAGAUUCCUUCUCCAGGGCUCUGAGCAGAGCAGGCUCAGGCAAGAGAGCAACACCAUGAGGCUGUUUGUCUUGCUAGCUGUGCUCCACAGUGGAGUGAGCAGUAGCAUUGUGCUGCAGAAGAUGUAUGGGAGAAUCACAUCCCCCAACUUCCCGAAUGUCUACCCAAAUCACAAGGAGAGAAUCUGGAAUAUUACUGUCCCCAAGGGAUAUUCUGUCCGUAUCUACUUCACCCAUUUCAACCUGGAGCUGUCCUACCUGUGUGAAUAUGAUUAUGUGAAGCUGAGCUCUGGUGGGAGGACGUUGGCUAGGCUGUGUGGAAAGGAUAGUACAGACACUGAGGAGGCUCCAGGCAACAAGAUAUACGUCUCUGCUGACAACAACCUCAUGGUUGUGUUCCGGUCUGAUUACUCCAAUGAGAAACCAUUCACAGGCUUUGAGGCCUUUUAUGCUGCUGAAGAUACUGAUGAGUGCAAGCAGCUGUUUGAUGGGGAGCCCCUCUGCAAUCAUCACUGUCACAACUACGUGGGGGGCUACUACUGCAGCUGUCGGAUUGGUUACACACUGCAUGAAAACCAGAGGACGUGCAUAGGUAAGCUCUUGCUAGAUCAGGAGAUAUUUCCAUACCUACAACACCCACUGAAAUCCAGUCCUGACACAACUGUUGAGAAGAAAGCUGGGGAUUUUGUUGUUGUUUUCAGUAUUCUCACACACCUGAAGCUUUAUGGCCAAAAUGUCUUCUGGUCAGCAAAGCCUCAGUUCCAGGAGUUUGGUAAAUGCUUGUAUCCCAAUGCCUCCUACAGCAGCAAUUUGCUGUGUCCCAGUCCUGAAGCACCACCCCAUGGUCACAUCGCAGCAGUGCAAGCGCGGUACCUUCUGGGUGACCAUGGCUCUCCUGGGGCAUGUGAGGGGGUGAGCCGCGGCACUGUCAGCCUUGCUGGGCUUCGUUGCUCAGCAGUCAGACAUGUGGGGUGCAGUCCUCAUUACCAGUUUCUCUUGCUCACACAUUGUAUUUUUGAGGAGGAUUUUGAAGUCACAGGUAGUUUACUUUUGUGUGACAGUGGGGUUCUAACAGCUGCUUAUGGUGUAGCUGAUCAAAGAAAUGCCUCAGCUGUGAGGAAUAAAGUGAGGAUUUUGAUCAAGCCCUGAAAGCCCAGGCAGAAAGAUUUUUUUAUUCCCAAAGGUUAUAAAAAUUAUCUUGCCAACUUUGACAGCAGUAUUGCAUUGGUUAGACUGGCACAUCAAGUCAGUACCAUCACUCCCAUUUGUUUACCAGGAAUGAGAGAUCUAUUUCAAACAAAUUGCUAG